AUGGCUACCUCCAAAGAUUAUCCUGCUCAUUCUUAUGCUCCUGUUUCUCCUUCUGAAAAGACAGGUGCAGACCAGACGACCGAGCCCAACCCGAAAGAGCCCACAAACAUCUCGAGCCGUCUGCGGACCACAUACCUCUUCCCUAUACUGCAUAUCCUCUGGUGCAUCCUACUCGUUCUAUGCAUGGUCUUCCUCCUCGAUGGAUACCACGCCAUCCUCCCUGACGCUCCCCGCUACGUCGACGAACAGCUUAGGCUUCGCGUUAGCGAUGUCACCACCAUUAUUUCGGUCGCCCUGGUGGUUGCAAGGCUUCUUGUUGGAGCAUGGAUGGGCGUGGUCCUCUGGAACAUCGUUUUCAUUCUGUUGGAGACGUCUGGGCUGCGCCUCUCCGAAGUCACUCAAACUUUCACCUAUAAAGUACUACCAUGGCAUGCUAUCCGUGGGAAUAAGUCCGGCCUCUUCGUUGUGGCACUUUUGCUCUUGGUCGUUCCACAACCGCUUAUUGGACCCCUCAUAUCAGGUGCCGUGGACUGGGAUGUCGGCUUCGAAUAUAGUUCGGACCUAGCGCAGGCGCAAGCUGGAUAUCCUGGAGCGAGUCCCUUGCUCUGGUUCUGGUAUUACUACUCUAGCGAGGAUCGUCGUUCCUAUGUCCGCAGAGCUGCCGCUUACGCCUCUAUUGCAUGGGACGGCACGACGAUUGACAGGGGCCACUGUCGUCACAUCAUGAAUGACGAUGGAUUCCCCGUCAACUCCAGUAUCCUGAACGCUACGAUCCCCUGUCUUCGGAUUAAUUCAAUCACAUUCCCAACCGAAUACCCUCCGGAUGAUGUUUUCCAGAUCGUCAAUCACUCAGUGCAUGCUAGGACUUAUGAGGACGACCUGACUCGCGUCAAAGACCCUCCAUUAUCCUAUGGCAUAGAUGGAAACGCAGUCCUCUUCGAUAAGGACGAUAGACCCGGGAUGCUCGGCAAUUUCCCAAAUAAGAGUGACAAUGCGUUCUUGAUGGAUGUUCCAUCUGCUUACUUGCAGACCGGGAUCUUUCACGCCGUGGUUCUGAUCAACGGAACCGUCUCGCUCGAUGGAAACAACUGCACCGACUUGAAAGAGAGCAUUUUUGGUAUGAAGAAGUUCAACAGUAUCUUUACACCGAACGAAAGGGGCAACUACUACCGGUGUUUCACUUACGCAGUCGUUAAUCUCACUGCCGGCGUCGUCAGAAGCCCAACUAGCACCUAUCUCUCGAGCCGCAUGAUUCAAAGUGAUGCAACUGACUCAGAAUUACCGAUAGAGCCUGCUCCCUGGGUUCAAGAAGCCAUGUACCUCAUGCCGGAUGUCAUGAGUGUGUAUAGUAUGAUGAACUCUUCCGGCCUCCCAACCUGGGAGAACUUGGAGGAGUACGUCACAAGACUCAUACGAUAUUCAUAUCAAGGAUCGUGGGACAUGCUUUCACGUUCGUUUGAGCCGGACGAGAACCUUCUAUCUGUUCGGCGAUACGAGCAGAGGCAGGUCGCUCAAGUGUCCCAUCCUCGGGUUUUUGGAUGGCUUGGAGUUUCCUUGGCCCUGACCUUGUCAUGGGUAUUACUUGUGCUGGGCCAGAAAUAUUCGUCUCGGAAAAUCGUCGAGGACGGGCCAGUGGCUGCGCUCGUUACCGACUGUUCCCCGUUGCUUGAUGGAGCCGAGAAUGAGUUAACCAACAUAUCUUCAGCGUCAGAGGCUAAGGGUGAGAAAAAGGUCAAGUUGUUGAGACAGAGAGUUGGAAGGUACUCUUUGAACUGGACGGAUUAG
This is a messenger RNA of Fusarium vanettenii 77-13-4, 1785 nucleotides long. RefSeq lists its product as uncharacterized. Lineage: Eukaryota; Fungi; Ascomycota; Sordariomycetes; Hypocreales; Nectriaceae. Bases 1 to 1785 code for a protein of 594 amino acids. The record is from RefSeq and is a predicted model, not a curated record. The transcript has a single exon.